UGGAAUCGCUGGAAGAACCAACUCACAGGCUUGGAGAACGUAUCUGCCAACCGAUGCUAUCACCCUAAAAACUUUGGUGCCGUAGUACGAAACGAAAUCCAUGCAUUUUCUGAUGCAAGUAAAGAAGCUGUUGGAGUAGCAGCGUAUCUGAAGCAACUCAGCCAGAAGGGCGAAGUGAGUGUUAGUUUGGUAUUUGGUCAAGCAAAAGUUGCACCAAUCCGACCGACAAGCAUUCCUCGCCUCGAGCUGUGUUAUCUACGAAGGCUGUGAAGAAGAUACAGACGGAACUUGAUUUAAAGAUAGACGAUGUUAAGUUCUAUACAGACUCCAAAGUCGUCCUAGGAUACAUCAGCAACGAUGCACGUAGAUUCCAUGUAUAUGUCGCCAACCGAGUCCAGGUAAUCAGAGAUACAUCCGGGCCUCACCAAUGGAACUACGUUGACACUUCUACAAACCCGGCAGACUUAGCAACUCGUGGCACAACGGCUAAGGGCCUGAUAGAAUCCGACUGGCUCGAGGGUCCAACAUUUCUGAAGAUGAACCAAUCGAAUGAACCAUCUAUUGACGAGGCAGCGUCGCCAAUAAUAGACGACAUCACUAUUAACGAAAACGAUCCCGAGGUUAAAGUCAACGCGUAUGUGACCAGCUCAACACGAGAAACGGGUUGGCUUCUCGGAUUGGCUAAAACUUCAGCGCGCGGUAUCCUGUCUCAUCGCCAAGAUAAGAAACCAGAAAACAAACAAAGACGUACGAAGCCUUGAUGAUGGCCAAAAUGUUGAGAAUGAACACCGACACCCGACAUCGAAAGAUUCUAACAAAAGUGCAAAAAUAGCAAUCAUAAAAGCGGUGCAAAACGAAGUAUUCGCACAUGACAUCAGUGUGCUAAAAAGAGAAAACAAGGAGACGGAUUGUUGUGAUCAACUGAAAGAACAACGAAGGGCACUCCGUAAGUCUAAUCCCGCAGGAUUAGAUCCGUUCCUAGAUCAGGAUGGGGUUCUCCGAGUCGGUGGACGUCUUAAUCGAUCGAGUCUAACCUUCGAAGAGAAACAUCCAAUCCUGCUGCCAAAGAAGCAUCAUGUGUCGCAGCUCAUAAUCCGUCACUACCACGAAAAAGUUAUCCACCAUCAAGGGCGACAAAUCACACAUGGAGCAGUCCGUCAAGCUGGUUUCUGGGUCAUCAAUGGUCACAAAGAAGUAUCAAGAAUGGUCAACGUAUGUGUCACUUGCAAAAAGCUUAGAGGACGGACACUCAUGCAACACAUGGCCGACCUUCCUGUCGAUCGAAUGGAGACCCAUCCACCUUUUACCAAUGUUGGUUUGGACGUUUUUGGUCCAUGGCAGAUUCAAGUCAGGAAACUCAGAGGAAGAGAUACAAAUGCCAAACGAUGGGGCUUAGUGUUUACCUGUCUCAGUAGCAGAGGAAUCCACAUCGAGAUACUCCACUCAAUGGACGCGAAUUCCUUUAUUUGUGCGUUAUGACGCUUCUUUGCUAUUCGUGGUCCGGCCGCCAUUUUAAGAUGCGAUUGCGGUACAAAUUUCGUGGGGGCAAAGUCCGAACUCGACAGCGCACUCAACGAAAUGGAUGCAGAGAAAGUGAAGAAUUACGUUGCAGAGCAAGGGUGCGAAUGGAAAUUCAAUCCCCCACACGCCUCACAUUUCGGCGGUGUGUGGGAACAACAAAUAGGCACAAUUCGUAGAGUGUUAGACGCAAUGCUCUUAAAGAUCGGAGCUGCUCAAUUCGACGACGAGUUGCUUCUUACGUUGAUGGCUGAAGUUACAGCUACUGUAAACAGUCGUCCAAUCGCCACAGUGUCAGCCGACAUUGAUGAACCGGUUCCCUUAUCACCAUCAAUGCUUCUUACCAUGAAACAGAAGCCACUUCUUGCAACACCAGACGUGUUUGUCAGGGAAGAUUUGUAUGCUAGAAAGCGCUGGAGAAGAGUCCAAUAUCUUGCCGACCAAUUUUGGUUGCGUUGGAAGAGGGAGUAUUUACAAAACCUUCAGUCAAGACCCAAGUGGCAGGAGAGAGAGAAGAAUCUGGUCGAUGGAGACGUGGUGUUAGUGAAAGACAGGGAUCUACAUCGCAAUGAUUGGUCGAUGGGCAGAGUUAUGGAGAGCAUCAAAAGUGAAGAUGGCGAAGUGAGGAAGGCGAAAGUUGUGAUCUCCAAAGAAGGAAGCAAGAAGGACUGUAUUCCAUCCGAUUAG
Paramuricea clavata is the source of this 2205-nucleotide messenger RNA. NCBI's taxonomy places the organism in Eukaryota, Metazoa, Cnidaria, Anthozoa, Malacalcyonacea, Plexauridae. The record is from the annotation of a GenBank genome assembly.